Messenger RNA from Microtus oregoni (creeping vole), 5063 nucleotides. It is a transcript of the gene Vps53, whose product is annotated as VPS53 subunit of GARP complex. Gene Ontology annotation, cellular component: GARP complex. Bases 115 to 2613 code for a protein of 832 amino acids. The record is from RefSeq and is a predicted model, not a curated record. The transcript is spliced from 22 exons. Lineage: Eukaryota; Metazoa; Chordata; Mammalia; Rodentia; Cricetidae. Gene Ontology annotation, biological process: retrograde transport, endosome to Golgi.
UAGCUGAAGGAGUAGCGGCUUUCUCGAGCGCUGUACCUGGUGGGUUGCAGGUCUGGGGUCCUGGUGACAGCACAGGAGCAGGGUUGGAGCGGGCCGUCGGGGCUGAGCGGCGGGAUGAUGGAGGAGGAGGAACUGGAGUUUGUGGAGGAGCUGGAGGCCGUGCUGCAGCUCACGCCUGAGGUGCAACUAGCCAUCGAGCAGGUAUUUCCAAGCCAGGAUCCUCUUGAUCAAGCUGACUUCAAUGCCGUUGAGUACAUCAAUACUCUGUUUCCAACAGAGCAAUCUCUGGCAAACAUAGAUGAUGUCGUGAACAAAAUUAGACUGAAAAUAAGGAGACUGGAUGACAAUAUCCGGACUGUUGUAAGAGGUCAGACAAAUGUGGGGCAGGAUGGAAGGCAAGCACUCGAAGAGGCCCAGAAAGCCAUUCAGCAGCUCUUUGGCAAAAUCAAGGAUAUCAAAGACAAAGCAGAAAAAUCAGAGCAAAUGGUGAAGGAAAUCACCCGAGAUAUUAAGCAGUUAGACCAUGCCAAGCGCCACCUGACCACCUCAAUCACGACACUGAACCACCUACAUAUGCUCGCUGGUGGGGUCGACUCCCUGGAAGCCAUGACCAGGCGCAGACAGUAUGGAGAAGUUGCCAACCUCCUUCAGGGCGUGAUGAAUGUUCUGGAGCACUUUCACAAGUAUAUGGGAAUCCCACAGAUCCGGCAGCUUUCUGAAAGGGUGAAGGCUGCGCAGACUGAGCUAGGACAGCAGAUCCUGGCUGAUUUUGAAGAGGCGUUUCCUUCACAGGGUACCAAGAGGCCAGGAGGACCCAGCAAUGUCCUGAGAGACGCAUGCCUGGUGGCUAAUAUCUUGGACCCCAGAAUCAAACAGGAAAUCAUCAAAAAGUUUAUUAAACAGCAUCUAUCAGAGUAUCUAGUACUUUUUCAAGAAAACCAAGAUGUCGCCUGGCUGGACAAAAUUGACAGACGUUAUGCCUGGGUGAAGCGCCAGCUUGUGGACUAUGAGGAGAAGUAUGGUCGGAUGUUUCCGCGGGAGUGGCACAUGACGGAGAGGAUCUCAGUGGAAUUCUGCCAUGUGACGAGGACAGAACUUUCCAAAAUCAUGCGAGCCAGAGCUAAGGAAAUUGAAGUGAAAUUGCUUCUUUUUGCAAUUCAGAGGACAACUAACUUUGAGGGGUUUCUUGCAAAACGCUUCUCCGGUUGCACCCUGACAGAUGGAACCCUGAAAAAGCUGGAGUCCCCACCGCCAUCUACCAAUCCCUUCCUGGAAGAGGAGACAACACCAGAGAUGGAGGAGCUGGCGCUGGAGAAAGGAGAAUUAGAGCAACCAAAGAAGCCGAAAGCCCCAGACAAUCCAUUUCAUGGUAUUGUUUCCAAGUGUUUUGAGCCUCAUCUCUACGUGUACAUUGAGUCCCAGGACAAAAACCUCAGCGAGCUGAUAGACCGGUUUGUGACAGACUUCAAAGCCCAGGGUCCACCGAAACCGAACACUGACGAAGGGGGUGCUGUACUCCCCAGCUGUGCUGACCUCUUUGUCUACUACAAGAAGUGCAUGGUGCAGUGCUCACAGCUCAGCACAGGCGAGCCCAUGAUCGCCCUGACUACCAUAUUCCAGAAGUACCUCCGAGAAUACGCCUGGAAAAUCCUCUCUGGCAAUCUGCCUAAGACCAGCAGCAGCAGUGGGGGGCUGACCAUCAGCAGCCUCCUCAAAGAGAAGGAGGGCUCCGAAGUGGCCAGGUUCACUCUGGAGGAGCUCUGCCUCAUCUGCAGCAUCCUCAGCACAGCCGAGUACUGUCUGGCCACCACCCAGCAGCUAGAAGAAAAACUCAAAGAAAAAGUGGAUGUGAGUCUGACUGAACGAAUUAAUCUCACUGGAGAAAUGGACACAUUCAGCACUGUCAUCUCCAGCAGCAUCCAGCUGUUGGUUCAGGAUCUGGAUGCAGCCUGCGAUCCUGCCCUGAUUGCCAUGAGCAAGAUGCCAUGGCAGAAUGUGGAGCAUGUUGGUGACCAGAGCCCUUACGUCACUUCUGUUAUUCUCCACAUUAAGCAGAACGUCCCUAUCAUCCGAGACAACCUGGCUUCCACACGGAAAUACUUCACGCAGUUCUGCAUUAAAUUCGCAAACUCAUUCAUCCCCAAAUUUAUCACCCACCUCUUCAAGUGCAAGCCAAUCAGCAUGGUGGGAGCAGAGCAGCUGCUGCUGGACACGCACUCCCUGAAGAUGGUCCUGCUCGAUCUCCCAUCCAUCGGCUCCCAGGUGGUGAGGAAGGCACCUGCCAGUUACACUAAGAUUGUCGUGAAAGGCAUGACCCGGGCUGAAAUGAUCCUCAAGGUGGUGAUGGCCCCUCAUGAGCCAUUGGUGGUAUUUGUUGACAACUACAUCAAACUCCUCACGGAUUGCAACACAGAAACCUUCCAGAAAAUACUGGACAUGAAGGGGCUGAAGAGGAGCGAGCAGAGCGGCGUGCUGGAACUCUUUCGACAGAGGCUCCCCGCCCCACCCUCAGGGGCAGAAAAUUCCAGCACACUGUCCCUAAUGGCUCCAACACCAGAGCAGGAAUCAUCCCGCAUCCGCAAACUUGAGAAACUGAUUAAGAAGAGACUGUAAGGAAUAUACAGACAUUGCCAGGGACCCUGAGCUACUGAUUUCUGGAAACCCUCACUCUUAGGACUCUUAGGUCCUCAGUCUUGAAACCUCUAGGGGCAUUAUGGUUAUUAAACUAUCUCUCCCAUUCCCUGUCUUCGCUCUAUGCCAAUCAGGGAAACUGAGUGAAACCGGGUUGUAAAAAGGCAUUUUUAGAUUACCUACCAUUCUGAAGCUGGGUCAGCAUUGGGUGAAAGGUCCCUGUGGCUCACUUCUAUCUCCAGGCUGCCGUGAUGGUUGAGUUGCCAUGUCACCUCCCCACAUAGCCCUCCUCACCAGCUCUGGACCCCACCAGCCUGGACCUGCAGCUUGACUGAGGAAGCAUGGAUCUCACCCCUUCCUCCCUCUGCAUUUGAGGUCAAAGCCUCUGCAAUCAGGGGUGCCUUUUCCCUCCUUGUCUCUGGAAUUGGCUUGGGGCCUGAGUGGACUUAGUGACAGAUGACAGAGUGGGAUACUGGCCUCUCUCUAUCAGGACCCUGCCAGGAUUGGCACAUCCCGUGUUACCUGCUGCUUUCUGGGGCUUCAAUCUGACCUCCAUGACAUGGCCAAAUUACCCCCGGGUCCUCCCACGUCUCUGUACUCCCCAGGAGAGCAAUGCACACCGCUUAUCUUACACAUGAGGAGGCAGACUAAGGAUGCUGGCAUGCCCAGCCUGGGCAUCAGGUGUCUUGCCUGUGAUGGGCUCCUGAGCUGGUGUGGAAGCAGACCUAGAGCUGACUUAGAGACUGCAUGGCGCUCUCCCUGAACAUGAACACAUUGUCCUGCCCACUUUGCUCCUGGAUCCGAGGGAGGGGACUGUCUUCUGAGACACCAGGAAGUUCCCUUGGAAGGGCUUUCUUUGGCUUUUUUGGCAGAAGCUGUGAGAAGGAAGACACAGGAAAUCUGGCCGCCUGACUUCCCACUCCCUGGUACAUUGCAAGUCUGGAGUACUUUCCAGAGCCCCUGAAACAUGGUGGCCGCAUGUAGCACCUCAGUGGCGCAGCACUGCCACCAAGAGAGACACCUAGGAACGUGAUUAUUGACCUUGCACCCCAGAUUCAGAGCCUGGAAGAGCCCAGAGCAUAGCUCAGCCCUGUCCUGACCAUGCUGCCGACCACUAACUCCCGAAAUCAAGCCCUGCAAUGGGGAAUCGCCCCACCUCCAGGGAAUGGCACCUCACCAGGGCAGCCAUACCCUGCUCUCUUGGCUCAAUUACAUGACCACUACCUCAGUGUGACACCAUUAGUGACAGCUUUCGGCAGCUGGGAACAUGUCAUCCAGUAGGACAGUCAGAUCCCAGAUCCCAGGGCCACCCCUUCCAUCACCACCACAGCAACAAACCUCGUCUGCUUAUUUCUGGAUACCCAUAGUGCUCAGCUUGCAUCCUGGGCCCUAUGUCUCUUCUCUUUUUCUUUUCUUUUUUAUUCUUUUGGCCACGAAGCUACACCCCAGUCCUAGAGCCUCAUAUCUUCAUCAGCAUCUAAAACAUUCUUACUAGUCACUAAAGCUCUUCUGUAUUGAGCAUUUUGAAACUCUAAGCAGGAAGAAAACAAGUGGCAGGAAAAAGGCAUGUCACUUGUGGUCGAGAUGUAUCAUAACUUAGACAAGCACAGCCCACUGGUGCUCAGCAGAAGGAUUCCUCUGUGCUGCCCUGUGGGUCCAGUAGUUGUGUGGCUUGCCCUGUUUUGGAAAAGAGGGGCUGCCUCAAAACAGCACAACCAGUUCAGCACCUGCCACCCACCUAGGGGAGCCAAGGAAGCCAGCGGGCUCUUCCCACACCAGGCCACUGUCACCAGACUCACACAGCUUACUGCGCUUCUCCUUCCAGCCCUCCCUGUGAUGGCAUUGAGAUGUCAAGCUGCCAUUCCUCCCAGUCGGUGGUCACAGCCAGCAAAGUGACUUCCUUGAUGUAUUGCACUGUUGGUAAUCACCGAGGAGCCAGCAGAUAGAUGUCAGUAGGAGUUAUGUUAAAUGUCUUCUUGAUGAGGACUGAAUAUGGUGUGUUCUGCAGAGACAGCCUAUUCCUCACCUGGGGAAUGCAUUAGAGUCCCCUGGGGCCCUUUGAAAAAUGCAGAUGUCUGAAGGCUUAGCUCUGUAAGUCUGUAAUAAGGCCUGGCGUGUAUAUGUUUAGAAGCUGUCAGUAUCCACGGGAGACUAGUUCCAGGACCACACACACCCCAUGCAGAUGUUCUGUCCCUUCUGUUAAAUGGCAGUGUAUGUAAAUAAUCUAAGCACAUCCUCUCAUUGACACUAAAUAUUCUAGAGUAUGCAUAAUGCCUCAUAUGAUGUAAAUACUACAUAAAUAAUUAGGUUGUUAAAUAGUUAGGUUUCGGGCGGUUUUAUUGUUUUUGGGUUUUGGUAGUGGUUUUGUUUUGUUUGUUUGUUUGUUUAAAGAUUUAUUUAUUUUGUACACAGUGUUUUGCCUGCAUGUAUGC